AUGCCCAACACCCCUACUAUCAUAAUCGUGCCUGGCUCGUGGCAUUGCCCAAAACAUUACAAGUACCUCAUCGAUGGACUGGCAAAGUUCAACUACGAAGCUGUCGGUGUCACAUUACCGUCUGUUAAUUCAAGCCCUCCUCAUGCCAGUUGGGAUCAAGAUGCCCAAGCUGUCCGUGAGGUUAUCAUGAAGAGCCUUGAUAGUGGCAAUGAUGUCAUUGUGAUCGCUCACUCGUUUGGUGGCGUUGCCAUGUCCGAGGCCGUGAAAGGGUUGGGCAAGAAAGCGCGCGAGGAACAAGGGUUAAAGGGCGGCGUUGUGCGACUGAUCUACAUGUGUGCCAUGGCGUUGCCUGAGGGCCAGACUCAUGUCGGUCAGAUCCAGCCCCAGACACCCGAGGAGGAGGAGCUGGAGCGGCAACGCCAGGAGUUACAGGCAAAAUACGGAGGCAUGCGUUUCACAGAGGAUGGAGCUAUGCUUCUAGACAAGGAGGUCAUUCGAGAUGUCUUUUAUAAUCGCUGCGAUCCCAAGGAUGUGGAUGAGGCAGUGGAUCUCCUGGGCUCAUUCCCAACGGGCCCUCUAACUGUGCCUGUGACUUACACGGCCUACCGUGAGAUUCCAACAAUAGAUAAGCAGACAAAUAUUACCAAGUCUAUAUCAUCGACGCAGAUGACCCCUUCCAUGGCACCCUCGCGGCGCCAGUAUUCAAGUUGCGACGCAUGCCGACGAUCGAAACGACGUUGCUGCUUGCUACCUGGCAAAGAUGGAGAGCUUCAUUCAGUUUGCACUAACUGCAAACGCACAGGGUCAGCUUGUACUUUUGAGUUUGCCAUAUCUCACUCACGCGUGGCAAGGCGAAGGAGUCGAAGGCGACAUGCAACAACAACUAAUUUGUCUGGAGACUGCGACGGGUCAACUAGCACCUUGGAAAAUGCGGUUGAUGCAUCCCAUGAAAGUGAAUUACAAGUGUCCCCUGUAGCAAACCAGGAUAUUUUGACGUCUUGGCUUACCAUUGACCUUGAUCAUGCUGUGGAUAACAAUCCCACACCUUUUCUAUACAGCACGGAUUUCCCCAACGUACUUACGGAUACCGCAAGGCCAGCACGACAUCAUGAUGAGAUUGUCACCUCUCUUGUUACACAUCACUCGGACACAAUACAACGUCCUUUUCCGCUUAAUCCUCAGCUUAGUAUUGGAAGCUCGCCUAGCAGUCCUGUCUAUCUUCUUAAUUCUAAAUUGAACGCAACAAUUCUUGAUGGGUGUCUGGCCCGUAUCCAUGAUACCAUCGUUACAGGUUGUGCGUCCAGGUUCAUAGGCUAUGAAUGCAAUCUAUACAAACCUGCAUGUCACUAUCAAUUAGGAGAUGGCGAUGGUGGAAGCCUGCAGGAUCAAAAGCCUCUGCAGGCAGACCCUGUCUCAAAAGAAGAUCUAACCAAGACCCUCACUUCCAUGUCUCAAUCGGACGUGCCUCUGAUCACUCCCGGUCCCUCACCUCGACAACUAGGAACUACAACGCAGAGUACUAGCCACAAGAUGACAAUAAUGGGAGCCGUUCGGUUCCUUGAUCAUUUCAGCGAUCUCUAUGGCAACAGACUUACUGUUCCUGCUCGCAGAAAGUCAGACGCUGUUUUGAAAGCGGUACUCAGAACAUUCUCACUUCAGUGGCUAUCUCCUAACGACUCUUCCAUCGGGGCUCAAUUGACAACCAACUAUAACAAUACGGUUGGCAGAGACGUGCCACGCGAUUUACCGAUCGACGCUUUUUAUGAUAGUUGGUUUCAGGCGCGAUCACUUAUUAAUAGUGCACUUUCUGUUCGAUCCUUCAGAGUUAUAUAUGCCAUGUUAAUGUUCGAUGGUAUCUCUAUUCCAGCGAAGGCGAGCGGUGAGACACCCGUAGCUCAUGAAUUUCUUGAAGCGGGGUUGCAGAAGCUGAAUUGCUUGACUGGGCUUGUUGAGCACUACUACAUGAACCUGGGACAACAGUCUACAUAUGGCGCUAUUAUGGAGGCUAGUCUGAGCGUCGUCCGAUGGUGUGCUCACGUCCGUGAUAUAGGCGCAGCACUCACAGCAAAUCACAUAUGCAAGCUUUCCGAUGCUUCAAGUAAUGACAAAGGUCAAGAGACUUCUUUCAGAUAUGAACCAAUAUCGCCUUGUGCAUUUCAUCAGAGCUUCAAUCAAGACUUCGAUAACAGUGUUCCGGAUAUAUGUCGUACAGCAGUUGCGGAGGCUUUCCGUGUCUGGAAACGAAUAGUUGCAAUAAAAGGCUCGCUUUGUAGCCCGGCCAAAAAUGACAUUGAACUAUGUCCAAAUCUGUCUGUGGACAUUACCUCAACGAUCACGGCAGUUGGUAAAUUCAGGGAAGUGUUUGGCUCUUUCCUGGGCUUCUGUAUAGGAAAUCUUGAACAUCUUUCUAUGCGCUCAAGAUUGUCUUCUGUCUCUAUUUUGAUGUUCUGGAACCUUGGGGUGUUUGUUCUCACGGAGAGUCUGAACCUUCCUAUGAUGGGAAUAAACCCACCUUGCAGUCACAGUGUCUUUUCGAAACUACAAUCAUACAACGAGGAGGCGGCUUUAUCAGUGACACAGAUAGUAGAGUGCGUGCUCUCACUGCCUUUUGAGGAGAUAUUCAACCUCCAGAACGGCGUUAGUGGCGAGGCUUCGGUACUCUCGUACCAUAUCACCCCUACCCUAGUAGCGGCUACCUUUCAAAAAGCUAUUGAGAACAUACUCAAUGUGAAGUUAUAUCCGCCUUACGGUGUGGGCGCACUGGAUGACAGGUCCCUAAACCACCAUGCUGACUCCACCUGGAAACAACAUAUCGACACCAUACUGAAAGGUCUUGUCUCACUUGAUGCUACGAUUGGUGGAUCACAGGCCUCAGGUGUGGCAAUACGAAGUCUAAUGCAAAGUUAUGGGGAUAUUAUAUCAGAGUGUUGGUCUUCUGAUUUCGAGACUUAA
Aspergillus nomiae NRRL 13137 is the source of this 2952-nucleotide messenger RNA. RefSeq lists its product as uncharacterized. The coding region runs from base 1 to 2952 and encodes 983 amino acids. Gene Ontology annotation, molecular function: DNA-binding transcription factor activity, RNA polymerase II-specific; zinc ion binding. Gene Ontology annotation, biological process: regulation of DNA-templated transcription. NCBI's taxonomy places the organism in Eukaryota, Fungi, Ascomycota, Eurotiomycetes, Eurotiales, Aspergillaceae. The record is from RefSeq and is a predicted model, not a curated record. The transcript is spliced from 5 exons.